Leishmania mexicana MHOM/GT/2001/U1103 is the source of this 627-nucleotide messenger RNA. RefSeq lists its product as hypothetical. NCBI's taxonomy places the organism in Eukaryota, Euglenozoa, Kinetoplastea, Trypanosomatida, Trypanosomatidae. The transcript has a single exon. The record is from RefSeq and is a predicted model, not a curated record. The coding region runs from base 1 to 627 and encodes 208 amino acids.
AUGGAGGGGUCCCCAAUAGAGAACGAGGCGCGCGAGGACCUAAGACCAUCUAUGGCGCCUGCCUCUGCACUUCUCCCCAAUUCGGCAGCUUACAGCGCGGAUGUGGACGCCAUCGAGAUCGCCGACGUUGACAUCAAAGAACCUUUUCCUGCCGGAGCAGACCGCCGUGACAUGCUCGUGGGAACAGGUGGCGCCUUGAGGGGCGGGGAAGAGAUGCCGCCGUGCAUAUCAGCGCCGUACAUGGAGGCGCUGCUCAACACAGACCCCCGCAUUUCCUUUGAUGCGCUGCACAUUGGGGCCCUUCGCGCCAUCGAGGAGCGGGAGGAGAUGAACCGCCCUCACUACGACUACCUCUCGUGGUGUGUCCCUCCCACCGAGUUUGUGGAGCACCCCCCGAGCGGAGGAGUGCCCUUCUUCACGGUGCCGUUGAUGCAUCCGGCGGUGCGCACUCGGCCACCACUCGAUCGGAGCGACCACGAGGUAGAUGAGCUACUUUCUCACCCCACCAGAGAAACUCUGAUUGCUGCCAUCGGGGCCGAUAUGCUGGAACACCUACGCUUCAGCCGCAAUGUUGACAUGACGCGACGACGCCGCUCAAAACGGGCGGCGGCGGGAGGCAAGGGUUAA